Humulus lupulus (European hop) is the source of this 327-nucleotide messenger RNA. RefSeq lists its product as uncharacterized. The coding region runs from base 1 to 327 and encodes 108 amino acids. NCBI's taxonomy places the organism in Eukaryota, Viridiplantae, Streptophyta, Magnoliopsida, Rosales, Cannabaceae. The transcript has a single exon. The record is from RefSeq and is a predicted model, not a curated record.
AUGGUCGCUUACUUGAAUAAAGCGAGGGAUCUAUUGGUGCAGUUUGAUAAGUACACUCUCCAGCAAGCACCUCACGACCAAAAUUUAAACGCUGAUGCUUUGGCCAAGUUGGCAAGUGCCAAGGAUGCUGAUACCCUAAACAUAGUGCCAAUUGAGCGACUAUCUGCUCCAAGCAUCCAAGCAGAAGAUGCAUCUUUGGUGAUUCAAGCGGUGGAUACAUGGAUGGCACCUUACAUGGAGUACCUGACGAAGGGUGUGUUACCAGCAGAUAAAAACAAAGCCAGGACUCUUCAGUGGCAGGCAGCUAGGUAUAUCCUGGUUGAAUGA